Carassius auratus (goldfish) is the source of this 1566-nucleotide messenger RNA. RefSeq lists its product as uncharacterized. Gene Ontology annotation, cellular component: extracellular region. The transcript has 12 exons. The coding region runs from base 122 to 1486 and encodes 454 amino acids. The record is from RefSeq and is a predicted model, not a curated record. Gene Ontology annotation, biological process: chitin catabolic process; carbohydrate metabolic process. Lineage: Eukaryota; Metazoa; Chordata; Actinopteri; Cypriniformes; Cyprinidae. Gene Ontology annotation, molecular function: chitin binding; chitinase activity.
ACUGUUUGAUUCAAUUUGCUCUCCUUUUAAUGUUACAUCAUGUUAUCUCUCAUCUCAUGCUUAUGAUUUGUGAGAUCUCGUGACUCCCACAAAACCCAGUGGCAGGAUAAUGUGAACUCCGAUGAGUAUUGUAUUUGCUCACUGUUGCUCACUUGCAAAUUGUUCCAGAGAUGGAAACUCAAGCUCUUUUCCAGAAUCUAGUCACGUUGGGGACAUUCUAAAGACAGGUCCAACCCUGAGAAUGUCCAUGUGGCUGGAGCAGCUAGUGUCUUCUUCAGGAACAAUGCAGCUCAACAGAGCUUUUGCAUUUCUUUGCCUGGUGAUUUCAGUGGAUGCGCAGAGGAGUCACAGAAUGACCUGCUAUCUGGAUGUUUUAACACACCGCACACAUGAAGGGCCGUGCUCUCACAUCAUCCUCCCCUUGACCUCCACUGAUGGUGACCUUUACCUCCAAAGCCUGUCGGAAGAUGACAGUGUUACUCUUAGAAGCAUGAAGGAGAGAAAUCCAGCUUUGAAGAUUUUGCUUGGUUUGGAAGUCAGAUCAUCAAGGUUGGAGCUGAUGUCUGCUAAUGAAGCGAGCAUUGAGAAUUUUGUUCAAACACUAUUGAAAUACUUAAAAGACAAGAGUUUAGACGGCCUAGACGUGACCUGGCUGGAUGGCCCUACUUUUGACGAAUCUAGUAGAAACAAAGAGCUAAUCACAAAUUUUCUGAAGAUACUAAAAGGCGCAUUUAAAAAAGAAACACAGCCUCUACUUCUGUCAGUGUCUGUACUAGGGCCUGUUGACCACAGUGAUGAUGAGCAGACACUUUCACAGUAUGUGGACUUCAUCUCCAUUUUGCCUGCUCAGCUCAAAAAGGAUGGACCAUACAUGCACUGGCAGGACCAGCAUGUUGACCUACAAAAGUUCAGUCUAGCUAUGCCUGCUUUUCUACGCCGGUCACGACGAAGGCAUCACCACAGGGAUCAUUUCAAUCAUGAGGACAUGAAUACAGAGACAGGAAAGAAGGAUCACAUCCACGUUUUGGGCUUCUACCUGGGCGAUCGGGUGUGUCAGGCCAUUAAAAGUCGACCAGAGAAGUUCAUUACUUUAACAAGUUUCUCAGAUGAACAAAGUCUUGUUGCAGAGGUGCUCCAGAAAGGCUUUGGUGGCAUAACGGUUGUCUUCAUAGAUUUGGACGUCUUCUAUAACUCCAUAUGUGCGCAUCUUACUCAGGAUGAACGAGCAAUUGUUGAAUCAAAGGUGGUUCUGCAUUCACAUCAUGUACACAGACGUCAGAAGCAUGGUGGUCAUCAUCACAGCAGGAACCAUCACCACAGCCGUCACCACCAUCAUCACUCUCUUCUUCCUUAUGGCAGCCAUGGUCAUCAUCACCAUGGACAUCAUCAACAUGGUCAUGGUCAUCAUCACCAUCACCACCACCACCAUCUUCAAAUAAUUCCUCAAAGAAACAUAACCGUGGAAGAACGGGAUGAUGUGAAGUGAUUAAUAUGUAAUACAAAAAAAUUCUUCUGAUGAAUGAUAAUGAGCGACGUCGUAAAACUUUGGUGUUUUAAGCUUGCCGA